AUGAUCAGCGGCUGCACUAACAAGCAGUGCCAAUAUGCUGAACCCUGCGUACGGGAAGCUCCAAUGACACUCAACACCACCCUCCCUGCCACCACCUCAACACCACCCUCCCUGCCGCCACCUCAACACCACCCUCGCUGCCACCACCUCAACACCACCCUCCCUCCACCCUCCCUGCCACCACCUCAACACCACCCUCCCUGCCACCACCUCAACACCACCCUCCCUGCCAACACCUCAACAGUCAACACCACCCUCCCUGCCACCACCUCAACGCCACCCUCCACGCCACCCUCCACGCCACCACCUCAACACCACCCUCCCUGCCACCACCUCAACACCACCCUCUCUGCCACCACCUUGGUAUUCUAA
Hyalella azteca is the source of this 372-nucleotide messenger RNA. Its product is annotated as 4-O-methyl-glucuronoyl methylesterase 1-like. Lineage: Eukaryota; Metazoa; Arthropoda; Malacostraca; Amphipoda; Hyalellidae. The coding region runs from base 1 to 372 and encodes 123 amino acids. The transcript has a single exon. The record is from RefSeq and is a predicted model, not a curated record.